GGUACUGCAUCCAGCCCGCCUCCAUCUGCCCAGCCUGGCGGGCUGGACCCCCCUGACAUUUUGACAGAUCUCCACCCCUGCCUAUUAGCGUCCUUCCUCAAAAUGUGUGUCCGAGAUGACCAUAUAGAUCAGAGGUCAUACUCAUCUACACCAAGGUGAAGGCCCCCUUUAAGACAUCUACACCCCAGAAACGGACGGAGAGGUCAUUUCCAUAAGGGGUACCUACACACCACACCCUCUCCGGGCUGAACGUUUGACCGGUAGCUACGAAUUACGAUUGGCAGGGAGACCCACCAUUGGGACACAUCCGUUCCGUCCGGGCGGUCUCGGCUACUUUAUCAGCCAUCACCGGACCUUCGGUCUUCUAGGCCAAAGAGGUUGUCCCCUCGCCAAUGCGAAUUCUGAGUCGGACUCGGUCGGAGUCCACAGCAUUUGCCCGGAGUCCGAGUCGGAGUCGGAGUCACCGAAAAUCCAUCGACCCAGCAGCCCUAGCUAAAUCCGCCCUAUUUGAUCUAGAGCUUCGCAGAAAAACGAGCGACCGUGCCAUUACGAGGCGCAGCGUCUGAUGCUUAGGUAAUUUUAAAAUCUUCAGCCAGCUGGUGACCACCCCGGUCAAAUACCACAGCGAACGAGUCCGGUUUUGGUAAAUAACUUCGCUAAGAAUGCUCGCAGAGCCAACAUUUUUUUCACCAUUUAAUUGAUCGCGCUUGGGCGCGUCGAGUGAGGAGAGAACUGUCAAAUUAGGAUGGUUAGGUUAAAACUCAAAGCCGUUCAGAUCACGAAGUAGGACGAGGAUAUUGUAUACCAUUCGAUUCGACAAAUCUUUCCAAACAUUAUGACGGCAUUCUCGCAGGCUUACUUUGCUCGGGAGUUAUUGAAACUCAUUACUUAAAAAAACUUCACUAACACCAUUACGAGCGUUGGAAGAUCGCAUCUCGAUCGCCGGCUCGGCCCCGGUCCGUAUUUUUAUUUUGGUACCUACCGUGUGCCGGUACGGCGGCCGAUUGGUUCAGUCUGACGAGGCCGCGGUUCGGCGCCGCGGAGCUGGCCGGACAGCUGGUUGGGUGGGAGGGGAGGGGGCAGGGGGCUGGUCCUCUGGGCGACUCCUCUCCCUGGUCACUCGGUCUGGGGACGCCGCAGAGGCAGGAGCGCAGCCGACGACACCGAGUGAGCCGCGGCGUUCACCACGAGAGGCGGCACGGGGUCGGAGCCGGCUCCUGCACAGAGGGAACACUCCAGCGGCGGACCUGUCAGGACACUCCAGCACACUGCCAUGCUGUCUCGUCUGCUGCUGACCUGCUGUGUCUGCUGGACAGCCUGCCCAGCCGUAUCGGGACAACCGCCCGAGGUGGUGCUGCUGGACCCGAAGGACCUGGGCUACCUGCCGCCGGUCACCAAGACUGCCGCUGCCGCUGCAGUCGACACCCGGUGCGGGGUGAACGUCCCCAGCGCGGAGCCGACCAAGGAGGCCGUCCACCUCGGAGAGUACCCGUGGAUGGCGAGGCUCGGAUAUACCAGACGCUCGAAGAAGUCGAAGCGCGUGGUGUACAGCUGCGGCGGCACGCUGAUCACGGAGCGGUACGUGCUGACGGCGGCCCACUGCGUCAGCCGGCUGCCCAAGGACCUGGCCAUGACGGCAGUCAGACUCGGGGAGCACAACAUCACAACCGAGAGGGACUGUCUGGAGACGCCCUCUGGCGAGGUCUGCUCUGACGAGGUGCAGGACUUUGGCGUGGAGGAGGUGAUCCCGCACCCGGAGCACCACAAGCCGCGGCAGUACCACAACGACAUCGCCCUGGUGCGGCUCGACAGACCCGUGGAGCGGUCAGAGUUCGUGCGGCCCAUCUGUCUUCCGUUCGACCCGUCCGUGCGCAGAAACAUCACCGGGAAGACGGUGACACUCGCCGGCUUCGGAUCCAUCGGCACACCCAAUGACGCGCUCCGAGAGCUGCACGUGCCCGUGGUGGACAGCCAGAAGUGCGCCAAGGCGUUCCAGCGUUUCCGCACGGCGAUUGGUCCGCACCAGCUGUGCGCCGGAGGGCAGAAGGGUCGCGGCGCAUGCGCAGGGGACGCCGGCGGCCCUCUGAUGGCGGCUGCCGUGCCCGGCCAGCCCAGGGUGCUGGUCGGAGUGGUGUCGUUCGGUCCGGCCACGUGCGGGACGCAGAACGUGCCAGACGUGUACACACGCGUGGCCGACUACAAAGACUGGAUCGUCGAAAAUAUGAAGGACUGAGAGAGAAUAUAUGGGUCUAUGCUGCAGAGAUCGCGGGACCGUUCGGCGCUGGGCGCUGGGACCGGUCGUGAAUAAAGAUAGAUAUCAUAUUACAAUAUAAGUGGUAAUCCGUGGAGAAAAGACACUCAUUUUGUGAGUUGACGGGGCGGGCCCCCCUAGCGAUGCCGCCUGUGGCGAUGCGAUGUGCCGCGGCGUGUUUACCGACUUCUUUCCGAGCCCGAUGAGAAUACACGAGUGCAAAACUAA
Amphibalanus amphitrite is the source of this 2479-nucleotide messenger RNA. Its product is annotated as phenoloxidase-activating factor 3-like. The transcript is spliced from 7 exons. Gene Ontology annotation, biological process: proteolysis. The record is from RefSeq and is a predicted model, not a curated record. NCBI's taxonomy places the organism in Eukaryota, Metazoa, Arthropoda, Thecostraca, Balanomorpha, Balanidae. The coding region runs from base 1274 to 2233 and encodes 319 amino acids. Gene Ontology annotation, molecular function: serine-type endopeptidase activity.